AUGGCCCCUGACCCACCUUCCUUCACGAAACGUCCGAAUAAUCAUCUGCACCCGCCUCCGAUGACUCAGAAUGUGAAUUUGACCCCCGCGCAGGUGAUCGCCCAGGCGUGGAACAGAGAAUCCCAAGAAAGCCAGGAGCAGUGGCGAAUGGCAGAUGCGAAGGCCAGGCAGCAGUACACCUCUCCGCACGUCUGGGCCAAUGCGAGGAAGGCGGCGAGCAAAGGAAAGAUGUGA
Messenger RNA from Sparassis crispa, 234 nucleotides. RefSeq lists its product as hypothetical. The record is from RefSeq and is a predicted model, not a curated record. NCBI's taxonomy places the organism in Eukaryota, Fungi, Basidiomycota, Agaricomycetes, Polyporales, Sparassidaceae. Bases 1 to 234 code for a protein of 77 amino acids. The transcript has a single exon.